AUGAAGAAGAUUCCCACGAGGUUACUCUGUAACGAAGUCUCGAUUGAAAACCUUGCCCUCCUCCCUUGGAGGAGGGCCCUUUUAUACCUACAGCUUCAUAAGAAACCAGGAGAACCUCAAGGAACUCCAAAGGAAAUACCCCCGCGAGGGGUGAAGGCAGAGCACGUGGCGUCGGCUAAGGCCGAGGCGUCACAGGAUGGAGGACUGUACCAUAUCGAUGUUCAGAACCAGCAGAGCGACUAUGAGCAGCGCCUUAUGCCGCUGCAGUGGGCGAUAGAUCAGGCUGUCAUAGCGCUCACUAUCGAUGUGGACGCCCCUGCCCCAUUGGAAUGGCCCUUCUCGCAGGAGACAAAUGAGGAGCAGGACACAAGGCUCAGACUUAGUUACAUCCGCGGUCUGAGGAAUUUGCUCGUUCUAGCACUAUUCGUCUGCUAUGUUGGCAUAGCGUACCAGCUACCUGGCGCUUUCGCCGGCGAGCGCGCCAACCUCAUCACCGCCCAUAUGCAAGUCAUGGGUCUAGGCGACGCCGCGCGCAUCCUCUCCUGGCACGUCAGCAUCUCCCUCCUUUACCUCCCAGCAUGGAUCAUCGUCUCCCUCGUCUGGAGCUACCGCAUCUUCACCGCCUCCAACCCCGGCCUCAUCUUCGUUGUGCACCUCCUCCUCGGGCUCUCCCUCGCGAGUUACGGCCUCUUCGUCGCUGCGCCCUUCGGCCGGAGUCCCCAGCUCGCGGCGGUAGUGGCGACGUUCGUCAGUAUCGUGCUGGCGAUCAUCGCAUUGGUGUUCAAGGAGGCGACGACGGGCGCGGCGUCGAUCUUCACAUUGAUCUUUCCUCCGGCCUUUUACAUCUUCGCCAUUCGGGCCAUCUGUGGGUGGGAGAAUCAUGAGUGGGCGACGGACGUCUUAAAGGGAGACCCGGACAAUGAUUUGAGGUUGCUGCCCUUGAUCAUAGUGGCGAUUAUCAACAUCAUCCUCUGGCCCUGGCUCGCAACCCGACUCGAAGCCUUGGUGUACAAUGCACGAGACCACGACCAGUUCAAGUGGUUCCAUCGCCGCCAUCACAACACUUACGAGACCCCAACUGUACCCGAUGGCGUCUCGAUAUCCAUCCGCAACCUAGGCAAGACCUUCAACACGGACCUCUUCGGGCGCUCUCGCGGCAAUGUCACGGCCAUUGAGGACCUCACGAUGGAUAUCCCCAAGAGUGGCAUCACUGUCCUACUUGGCUCGAACGGUGCCGGCAAAUCUACCGCCCUUUCCGUCCUCGCAGGCCUCACUGGCCGCUCGCGCGGUACUGUCACCUUCGAAGGUGGCGUUACACGUCCGCCGCGGGGCACUCUUGGCAUCGUCCCGCAGAAGAACGUCCUCUUUCCUGAGCUGACGUGCUACCAAACUCUCCGCGUGUGGCGUGCCAUCAAAUGGGCGAGCGCGGCGAGGCAGAGUCAAGGCGGCGUGCACGGGCGCGAGGAAGGUGAUGGUGGAGAGUACGAUGAGAUCGAGCAACUGCUGCGGGACUGCGAUCUUGCGGCGAAGGUGCAUGCGAAUGCGGAUACCCUUUCUGGUGGGCAGAAGCGGAAGCUGCAGCUCGCGGCGGGGCUGAUUGGUGGGUCGAAAAUCGUCCUGGUGGACGAGUGCACGUCCGGCGUUGAUCCGCUCUCACGUCGAGCAAUAUGGCGCACCUUGACCACCUUUAGAGACGAGAGGACUAUCGUCUACACAACGCAUUUCCUUGACGAAGCUGACCUGUUGGCGGACGAGAUCGCCAUCUUGGCUGCUCCUGGAAAGCUUGUUGCUCAUGGUCCACCGGUUGCCCUCAAGCAGACGCUCGGAGAGGGAUACGCGAUCCACGCCACCUUCGACUCGACGCAAAAGAAGGACCUCGAUACGGACGACGAGAAGGGCGACUGCCUCUCGCAUAUGGAGUCCGAAGUCUUGCGCGCGGUUCGAGCGGUCGCACCCGAAACAUCGCUCAGUCGCUCCCAGCGGUACAGUGCAUACCGCUUGCAUAACAAGGACCUGGCCGUCGUCGAGCGCGUUGUACGCAUGCUUGAUGAGCGCAAGCAGAAGCUAGGCAUCGCAUCCUACGACGUCCUCGGCACCUCCAUCGAGGAGAUCUUCCUCAACCUCAUGACGCGCGAAGAAGAGGCAGCGACCAAGGACGACGACAAGCUCUCGCAAGAUACGCAGAAGGAUGCGCUCGACCCCGGGCAUAAUGCACCGCUCAACCUCACGAACAGCCGCCCGGUAUCGCCUCUUCGACAGGCGGUCACCAUCUUCCGGAAGCGCAUGCUCAUCGCGCGCCGGAGCUGGCUUUCCCCGGUCCUUGCUGCGCUCGUCGCGAUUGCCGGGUCGACGAUCCCGAUCGUGUUCAUAGCCGACCGAGAGCAGACCUGCGAACGCCACUUUAGCAAUAACACGCUAGUACAGCCGCUCUAUUUGGCGGAAUCUCCGACGGUGCUCUUUGACCAGGAGGCAAGGCUCUUGACCUACCCGCCCGAUGUCGCUAGCGCGCUACUGGGAAAUAUCGCGCUACCUAUCCAGGGCGUGGCAGAUAACGAUACGUUCGUCAGCACCAUCCAGGACAAUUACCGGAAUAUGUCGCUUGGCGGUCUGUCCGUGAGCCUAGACGCGUAUGAGGCGUUGUUCGCGUGGGAAGCAACAGAACCGGGCUUGAAGGGGCUACAAUUGUUGAAUCAAGCGUCAAAUGUUCUUCUCCAGCACGCAGUGAACUCGACGGGAGAUGGAGCUCCGGGGGCGGUCAUAAACGCGAACUAUGAGAGGCUACCUUCUAUCGCGCCGGGCACCCUGGUCGCGCUCAAGUGGGCAGCCUUCUUCGGUGCGGCAAUGGCAGUCUAUCCCGCGUUUUUCGCCAUGUAUGUCGCAGAAGAGCGUCGGUCGCUUGUGCAAGCUAUGCAAUUCUCGAAUGGCCUGUCGAAUCCUGUGGGCUUGUGGCUCGGCCACGUUGCUUUCGAUGCUAUAUGGUCGAUCAUCGCGUCCAGCAUCAUAGCAAUCGUCUUCGCUACUACUUCAGGGCAGUUUGCUGGCGUUGGACUCUUCGUACUUGUCAUGGUUUUGUACGGAAUAGCGGCGACGCUUUUCUCGUACUGUGUGUCCUUGAUGGUGGCUUCGCCGCUAGCCGCUUUUGCAGCCUCGGCAGGGUAUCAAGUCAUCAUGUUUGUCCUAUACCUAGCAGGUUAUCUCCUUACGUUCACAUACGGCAAGACGUCCGAGGCAGACAACAUCGUCACGACCAUUCAUUUCACGAUCUCUCUGCUUUCACCCGUCGCUAGUGUGCUGCGCGCCGCAUUUGUGUCGGUGAAUCUGUUCUCGCUGCUUUGCUCUGGGCCAGAGCCGGUCACAACUUCAUCGCUCGGCGUCAUCACGCGCUAUGGGGGCCCCAUUGUCUACCUCUUCGGCUUCAUCUUCGUCCUGUUCUCAGUCCUGGUAUGGGUCGACUCGGGUUCCGUUUGGCGGCGCAGCUCGGACGCUCUCAAGCGCAGGAAGGGUUCGACCGCGGGCAUGGAUGUGGAACGUACCUCGAGCGACAUGCUCCUUCGCGUCGACAGCGUCAGCAAGACCUUUGGCAACAAGAAGGCCGUCGACAAUGUCAGUCUCGAAGUGCCUAGAAGCUCUGUGCUUGCGUUGCUGGGAGCCAACGGAGGCGGAAAGACAACGACUUUGAACAUCAUCCGAGGAGAAAUCAUACCCGACGAAGGAGAUGCUUCCAUCAAGGGUGUCUCCAUCGUCCGCGAUCCGCGAGGGGCACGAUUGAACCUUGGCGUCUGCCCUCAGUUCACGGCGAUUGAUACGCAGCUCAGCGUCCGAGAACACUUGCUCAUAUACGGUCGGCUGAAGGGGCUAUCCCCCGGUCAAGAGCUUGAUGACAAUGUACACACGCUGCUUCGGGCCACGCGUCUGGAUGUGUAUGCGGAUAGGUUGGCGAGCAAGUUGUCUGGUGGCAAUCAGAGGAAGCUGGCGCUCGCUAUUGCGUUAAUGGGUAAUCCCGCCGUCAUCCUCAUCGACGAGUUCUCUACAGGAGUAGACGCGAAGAUGAAGAGAGAUAUGUGGCAAACCCUGAGAGGCGUGGUGUCCGGUAAAGCGGUGGUAUUGACGACGCACUCCAUGGAGGAGGCCUCUGCGCUGGCGGACUACGUCUCCAUCUUGGCCAAGCGCAUGCUCGCAUCUGGCACGAUCAACUCGCUCUCAGCACGAUAUGCUUGCUACGAAGUGCACUUCACGUGUAGGACAAGGGAAGACGUCGUGAACGCCCAAUCGCUCAUGAGUCGUAUACCUGGCUCGCGCAAGGCGGACGACGUUGCGACGCGCUUCGAGAUACCAAUUCAAGAGGGUGCCCAUCUUGCGGACGUGCUUCACGUUCUCGGUUCUUCCGGCGACUUCGCGGAAUACACCGUAGAGAAGGCGACUCUAGAAAGCGUGUUCUUGAAGGUGAUGCGGGAGAACAAGGUGGAGGAGGAAGAUGCUGCGAAGAGGACACUGAGGUGCUGGUAA
Schizophyllum commune H4-8 is the source of this 4506-nucleotide messenger RNA. Its product is annotated as P-loop containing nucleoside triphosphate hydrolase protein. Gene Ontology annotation, molecular function: lipid carrier activity; ATP hydrolysis activity; ABC-type transporter activity. Gene Ontology annotation, cellular component: membrane; intracellular membrane-bounded organelle. The record is from RefSeq and is a predicted model, not a curated record. The coding region runs from base 1 to 4506 and encodes 1501 amino acids. NCBI's taxonomy places the organism in Eukaryota, Fungi, Basidiomycota, Agaricomycetes, Agaricales, Schizophyllaceae. Gene Ontology annotation, biological process: lipid transport; transmembrane transport. The transcript is spliced from 19 exons.